AUGUCUACUGGCUCUCCCAGCGAUGCGGUCUCUGCUUCUUCACAAAUAGACGGCCUUUUCCGCGAGGACACUCCCCGGCCAGACCACAGUCUCCCACUCCCCGGGUCCCCAGAGCAGCCCAGGAGCGCCCAGCAAGUGUCCCCGGAGUUCGUCUCGAUACCACUGAGCGACGACUCGGUGGGUUGCGGCUCCGAUGGGUCCGAGGCGUGGGUGUUGACGGACUCCCCUCGACCCGUCCAACAAGGUACGGGCGGCGCCCAACCCCCAUCGGAGACUGACGACGGCCGUAAAGCAAAAGGAGUGGCGACCACCGAGGCCGACGCCACCGGCGAGGCGCCGUGCGAGUUCGAUGACGCCGGCGUCGAGUACGUGUGGUCAUCGACGUCGAGUCUGGACUGGGAAAACGGCCCGUUCGACUACGAGGUGCCCUUCGAACGGCCGCUGCUGCACGAGAUGUACCGGUUCGAAAUCGAGUACCCCCGCGCGGCGCCCGUCAUCCGCGCCCUGAGGAGCCUCCCGGGCCAAGCGCAGCGCGUCGGCACCGCUGCCACCGCCGCCGCCACCACCGCGGCGUCUACCGCGGUUCAGUCGGUUCAGGGGGGCGAGGUGUCGACGACGGCGCGAGAGCAGGCCGGGCAGGCUGCGCGCUACAUCAUCCGCGAGGUCGGGCGGUUGGGCGAGAGCAUGACGGAGGGCGUCCGCCAGACGGGCCAGGAGCUGUCGCACGCGGUGGCGAGGCAGUGGCCGGUGCUGGUGGUCCUCCUGGGGAAUCGUUGGUUGGAGCAGAUCGCGGAAUUGGCCUACGAGGGGGCGACGUCGCUGCCGGGUUUGGAGCAGCAUCAUAGACUCACCAGGGGCUUGACUCGGCGAUGA
This is a messenger RNA of Purpureocillium takamizusanense, 873 nucleotides long. RefSeq lists its product as uncharacterized. Bases 1 to 873 code for a protein of 290 amino acids. The transcript is spliced from 2 exons. NCBI's taxonomy places the organism in Eukaryota, Fungi, Ascomycota, Sordariomycetes, Hypocreales, Ophiocordycipitaceae. The record is from RefSeq and is a predicted model, not a curated record.